Messenger RNA from Paraglomus occultum, 3558 nucleotides. Lineage: Eukaryota; Fungi; Glomeromycota; Glomeromycetes; Paraglomerales; Paraglomeraceae. The record is from the annotation of a GenBank genome assembly.
CGUUACGAUCAACGACUCCAAACAAAUAAUGGACAGAUCAAAAACAUUGGAGCAAAAAGAGAUCCGCAAAAUACCCAUAAUGGACGAGAUCCGUACAGGGGACAAUAUAAUCCAUAUCACUUCCGGCGUAUGAGCAGACAAGAUUCGAUAGACGACACCGACUUGUAUGAAUACAGCGUAGAAAACCUCGAUUGGGAUAACGAUCUUGUGUCAGAUACUCAUAAAGAGAGGUUAGAAUGGCAAAAUAUGCUGGCAGCUGUGCUGAAGGGUGAAAUAAUAAAAUCCGAAAAACGUCGAUUGGAGAGAGGAAAGCAGAGGGAACAGGUGGCUAACAUGAAUCAGAUAUGGUUGGGUCUACGAUCUAUGACACGCGGUCAUUCAGUUUCUGACGAAAGGGCCUUGAUAGAAGAGCAACGUCAACAAGUAGAUGGUGUAUUACAGGAAGUCAUUAAUUUUGUGCUCAAACCGGAUGACGUUCCUGCCAUAGAUCAAGUUGCUGAGUUAUUGCAAAGAGUGGACAAAUGUGAGAGUUUAUAUCCGUCACGUAAGAUAAUGAUGGAGAGCAAGCCAUUAUACAAAUCGUCCGAAUUAGAAUUUACUCUGGAUGCAUUAAACUCAUGGUUGACAGUGACGCGCAGUCUGCAGACUCAAUUAAAAAUUCUACAAAACUGGACGGGCAGCGAAACUCUAGAAAUUGCUCGUCCUAGCGAUGCUCCUCCAGAUGCGGAGAAUCCAUCAUUCAUAGAAAGAAUAUUAAAAGAGAAUGGUCUUAAAAGAACAUUCGAGAAGAGGACUCUAUCUACUCUUAAUUCUCUGUUAGGGAAGGCUAAAGGAGUAAUGAUAGACAAUGCUGACGCGUUUGCCAAGAUGAAACUGCCUCCAUAUAUCAACGAAUUACAAAAGCUGCUCAAUUUUCCCACGAAAUUGAUGGAAGAAUGCAUGAAGUUACUUUUAGAAUACGCUAAUCGUUUGAGUUCUCCUACUAUAGUCAUGGUUCAACAGACAAUGGAUGAUUUUCGCAUUGCCCUGGAACUAGCCUGUCAGAUCAAACAUCAGUAUCUUGAAUUAAUGACUCCUGCUCCCGGGUGGGAAAUUCCUCCUUGUAUAGACGCGAACUAUAACAAGGUAUUGUUAGACUCAUUAAAGUUCUACUUUAAACUAUUACAAUGGAAAUUGAAGAAUGGGAUAAAAACUGUAACAGUCAAAGAAGCAGAAAUGUUGGAUAAUGAAUGGCAUUUUCUCAAUCGAAUAUGUCGACGCAUUGAGGGUGGGGAGUCCACGGUUGCCGUACAAUUCUGUAUGUUAAAUAAUAAAUUACUUCAGAGCAUCAUAUCGUCCUUGGAAUCUCAACUCAAGCUACCAGAGAGCUUUGACAAUGCUGACAAGGCGAAGUGGUAUAACAAGUGCCUGGAAAACAUACGGUUAAGAACGCGAAAACUAUUACGCUUUACUAGAUACUUGAUUGAACAACUAGAAAACGCUUCAGAAUACUACAUCGAAGACGAACGCUACCCUGCAUUUAUUGAAGCUCUCAGACAAUCAAACCACGUGCUUAUUGCUUCGGAGAACACAGAAAGCAGUGAAUAUACCAUCGUAGCCACGCCGUCACUUGCCGAGCAACCAGAAAGGAUAAUGCAAAUGUUGGGAUCAAUCUUUACUCAGCCAGAGAAACUGGUAAAUCAUGACAGACAGAACGUUCACGAUAGGGGGAAUGCUUUCAACGACGAAAAUGAGCCAGAUGAAUACGAAUACGUUCUUGUUCUCUCUCCGCCAAUGGCCUUUGAAUGGACAGGUCAAUUCAUACAAACUUCGCUGGGCAAUCUAGAUUUCCCUGAUUUUAAGAAGUAUCGAACACGGCUAGUCGCAGAUGGUGCAGCGGGCAGGUUACAGAGUUGUAAGAAAAAAUUCAGUGGAUGCGUUGAUGGGCUAGACAUGAAAUGUAUUUUGGAGACAAGGGCCAACGUAUUUACUGUAAAUAGAGAACUAACGAAAGUUAAAAGGACAGUAUUUAAGUUCGUCAAUAUCCUUAUCGACAGCGUGGGUAGCAUUCGAAAGAGUAUCGAAGGAAUACAAGAUCAAGAAUUGAUUGAGAAUUGCUUCGGGUUUGCCACAGAGGUAGGAUUGAAAUCUCUCAGAUACAUGCAUCGAGAUCAAGUGCGAGCCGAUCUAAACGAAAAACUGACCAAAUUGGCAAUCGAAUGGGUUAGUUUUAUAUGCGAUGAUUGUAUACCGACAGAUCGUAAGACAUAUCGAUGGGCAGUAAUGGCAUUAGAAUUUGCUAUGACUACUAACAGAGGAAAUAAUAUUCUGGGAUUAUCAGAGGAGGAGUUUGAGAAAUUAAAGGAAAAAGUUUCGUUGUGUAUGAGAUUGUUGGUUCAACAUGUGGAUAUCGGCGGUGCUAAAUCGUCGCGGGAAGCACAGGAGAGAGAGCUAGUAGAGGCAGCUGGAGCGUUAGCAAACAGCAAAAAGAAGAACAUUCUUGGUACUUCUUGCAAUAAGGCAACCGAUUCGCUGACACUCAGACAAGAGAUGAUGAAUGCAUUACGUGAACUAGAAGCAAAGAGGUUGCAGUCGCAAAUAGAGAAUCGAUUGAUAGGAAAAGUUCUAGAUGAUAAUCAGCCUGAGUAUAGACCGCUGGUAUUUCUUGCGUCGUCAAGUUCCAAUAUAUCACUUAGAUGGCAGCAAGGAAAGUUUCUUGGUGCUGGUACAUUCGGAUCCGUAUAUUCGGCUGUGAAUCUUGACUCGGGAGAGUUGAUGGCCGUCAAGGAGAUAAGAUUUCCCGACCCGUCAUCUCUAACGACAUUGUACAAGUCUGUUAAGGAGGAAAUGUCAGUUAUGGAAAAGCUCAAUCAUCCCAAUAUUGUAUCAUAUUAUGGAAUUGAAGUACAUCGUGAUAAGGUGUAUAUAUUUAUGGAAUAUUGUCAAGGCGGAUCUCUUAGCAGUCUGCUAGAACAUGGACGUAUUGAAAAUGAGACCGUGAUACAAUGCUAUACAUAUCAAAUGCUAAAGGGGAUAUCAUAUUUACAUGACAGUGAUGUUAUACAUCGAGAUGUUAAGCCAGAUAAUAUCCUCCUUGAUCAUGCGGGUGUUAUUAAAUUUGUGGAUUUUGGAGCUGCCAAGAUACUCGCCAAGAAUCAGAAGACAAUGGGUAGGACGACCGUGGGAGUACGUACUGGUGCAAAUAGCCUAACGGGAACGCCGAUGUAUAUGGCACCAGAAAUUAUUACUGGGGGAGAGAAAGGUCGGAAAGGUUCCAUGGACAUUUGGUCUCUGGGUUGCUGUGUGUUGGAAAUGGCAACUGGACGUCGACCAUGGCAUAAUCUCGACAAUGAUUGGGCAGUGAUGUAUCACGUGGUCACGGGACAUCCUCCUCUUCCAGAUCCAUCUCAACUAUCUGAACAGGGGAUGGACUUUCUCAAACAGUGCUUCAUUCAGUCGGCAGUCACCCGCCCGACUGCAAAAGAGCUUCUCCAACACCCAUGGAUAAGAGAGUUUUCUGACAUAUACGAACCUAUAAAUGAAACUAACAGUUACAAUACUAGUUCAACCGAAGGCUUA